Messenger RNA from Plectropomus leopardus (leopard coralgrouper), 3351 nucleotides. RefSeq names its product proton myo-inositol cotransporter-like. Gene Ontology annotation, biological process: myo-inositol transport; transmembrane transport. Gene Ontology annotation, cellular component: apical plasma membrane. NCBI's taxonomy places the organism in Eukaryota, Metazoa, Chordata, Actinopteri, Perciformes, Serranidae. Gene Ontology annotation, molecular function: myo-inositol:proton symporter activity. The record is from RefSeq and is a predicted model, not a curated record.
AAGCAGCACGGACAGUGGUAAACAAUCGUUUUUUAAGCCAUUAAAGUGCGCGAUUUGGGCAAAUUCUGACAUGACAUGGCAGUGAAAUCUGCUGCACUUACAUAACCGUCUGUUUAGUACCACAGCGGUUGAUCGCAAAACGUUUAUUUUGGCUAAAGCUCGCAAAUUUAGCUGUCAAAAUCUCGACGUCUCGGUUUCUUUCUUGUUCAUUUUCUGUAGUCUGACUGCAAGAUAGUGUCAGCUGGAGAUUAUUUGGCCGUCUGGUAUUGAAAGGAAAGCAGCAUCAUUAUCGCCAUUUGUUUGAAGCCCACUUUUUUCUCUACGCAUGUUUUGAUGGAGUUUUUAUGCGCUAAAUGACCGUGGUUUCACCUAUGUCCAGCAGCCCUGAUGAGUACAGCCUGACGCACAUGAACAGCUCUAUGGGCACCAGGAGACAGAAAGCAGGGGAUGAUGGGGAACAGAGUCUCAUCGGGCCUCCAUCGUCUGCCACUGGUGGGGAUCGCUUGGACCAACAAGAUCCCUCCACACCGGGGUUCGUCUAUGUGUUGGCGUUUUUCUCUGCGCUGGGAGGAUUUCUCUUCGGGUAUGAUACCGGAGUGGUGUCCGGAGCUAUGCUGCUCCUGAAGAAGGAGAUGAACCUGAGUGCUCUGUGGCAGGAGCUACUGGUUUCCAGUACCGUCGGGGCAGCAGCGCUCUCUGCCCUGAGUGGAGGCUACUUGAAUGGGUGGCUGGGGCGCAGGAUCUGCAUCCUUUUGGCCAGUUUCAUCUUCACCGCUGGGGGCAUUAUCUUGAGUGUAGCCCCGGAUAAGGUGGUUCUUCUUGUGGGCAGAAUCACAGUUGGUGUGGGCAUAGGUAUUGCAUCCAUGACAGUUCCUGUAUACAUUGCCGAAGUUUCCCCUCCUCACAAGAGAGGUCAGCUGGUGAUUAUCAACAACCUCUUUCUCACUGGUGGCCAGUUUAUUGCCAGUGUGAUCGAUGGCGCUUUCAGCUACCUGAAGCACAGUGGCUGGAGGUACAUGCUGGGUUUGUCCGUUGUCCCUGCAGUGCUGCAGUUCGUCGGUUUCUUCUUUCUGCCAGAGAGCCCCCGCUGGCUUCUCCAAAAGGGCCGGAGCCAAGAGGCCCGACAAAUUCUCAGUCGUAUCAGAGGAGGACGGAGCAUUGAGGAGGAGUACGACACUAUCAGAACCACCAUCGAGGAAGAGGAGAAAGAGGCGGGUGGAGGAGCCGUUGUUAUUUUACGGAUCCUCAGCCACAGUCCGACUCGCAGGGCUCUCAUCGUUGGUUGCGGCCUCCAGAUGUUUCAGCAGCUGGCUGGGAUAAACACCGUCAUGUACUACAGUGCAACCAUAAUGCAGAUGGCGGGAGUGCGGGAUGAUAAACAGGCAAUCUGGUUGGCUGCUGCAACGUCUGCCACCAACUUUGUGUUCACCUUGAUCGGGUUCUGGCUGGUGGAUAGAGUGGGCCGCAGGAAGCUGACCCUGGGCAGCCUUUUAGGUACUGGUUUUAGUCUGACUCUGCUGGCUGUCGGGUUCUUGCUGUCUGCUCAGCAUUCUCCACCCAUCACCCUCCAACCAGUCCACUCUCAAAACUCGAGCUGCAGAUUAUAUGGAUCCUGUGAACUCUGCAUGUUGGAUCCGAAAUGUGGAUUUUGUUAUCAGGAAAAUGGCACCACGGUGUCCGACUCCUCCUGCGUUCCUGUCAACCAAGUGUCCACAGAUCACGCCGCCUGGGGAAGGUGUUACAACCAGACAGAGGGAACUGACAGCCCAAUCUGGGCCUACAACUACUGUCCAACAUCCUACUCCUGGGUCGUCCUUGUCGGCCUCAUCCUCUACCUUGCAUUUUUUGCUCCAGGUAUGGGCACCAUGCCUUGGAUAGUGAACUCAGAGAUUUACCCACUGUGGGCCCGCAGUACCGGCAACGCUUGUUCAUCUGGGGUCAACUGGAUCUUCAACGUCCUGGUGUCUCUGACCUUCCUUCAUGUUGCUCAGUAUCUGACCUAUUAUGGGGCGUACUUCAUGUACGCAGGCCUGGUGGUGUUGGCUGUCCUCUUUGUCUAUGGCUGCCUUCCCGAGACUCAGGGCCUGCAGCUGGAGGACAUUGAUAACCUGUUCACAGGUCCGCUCUGCUCCUGUGGGGCUUCCUCCCCCAAUGACAACGGCCACAUCCAGUACAUCCGGGUAAAAGGAAACAACUACCCCUCCUCUGACAAUGAUACCUCUGAUUUAGACUAGACCGGGAGGAUUUUCUCUGUCCUUUGGUUUGGUGACGUGGGGAGGAAAGGCAAUCCUGUCGCCCUCUGGUGGCCUAAAUCAAACAUGAGCAAAAAAAGGCUUGAGCUCUCCAGUGGUCGGCUGUAACGGCCCAUUUCCUCGCUCAUCAUCUCUGUGUUUUUUUCUGUCUGCCUUUGCCUCACCUGGGAGUCGGUCUGCCUUUUAUUUUGUGUGUUCUUGUUUCCCAUCAUUCCCCUCUGUUGUCAUGAACUGGAAUACUAGAGCAAGACUUUUCCAGGAUUAUGGCCAGCAGGUUUCAUUGGAACAGUGCAGCUGGGAUAAUGGAUAUCCCAGAAAAACUUUUAAAAAUGAUGUGCCAAAUCUGAAACUGAGGCAGGUUAUAGUUCUACUAUGGAAAGUCCUUGUUCAACAAACUGAAUGUUAAGAAUAUUGAAGAUGAACUUUGGGGAAUUUCUUUUGUUUUCCCACCUGAUAGCAUUUGAGAAACAAGUCUUUGAUGCUUUUUUCAUUGAGUUCAUAGACCAAGUGACCUAUUUACUGACUCACCGUUUUUAUAGCCAUUCUGUAGCAUCAGUGAUUUUCAUGAUUCCAGUCCAUCUUUUAUAGGCACUGUCAAGACUUCAAAACUGAUAUACCAGCAAGAAUGUGUCUGUAUUUUGGCUUUAAUGAUGCAACGUUUUAAAUUCAUGAAUAUAUCAGAUCCUCAAUGUGGAAAAGACACAAACACUAUCAUUGAUUUGUGUUUUAUUUGGACAUUUGCUCAUCUGUUCAUUCUGUAGAACUCUUUCAUCUCAUUCCUGUUAAAACCACUAACGUGGGUUCGAUCUUUUAAUCUGUGCUGGUGUGAAUCUUAUCAGUUGAUUGUGGGUUGCCGCUAUUGUUUGCACAGUGGGAGAGCUUGCACUUUAUGAAAUUAUAAGGUGUCUUUUUUUACAAAGAGUUUACUAUGCCAGAUUGCUAGAAGAAGUUACUCAAAUCUUCAAUUUUCUAGCAAAGUUUGGAAAUCAGCCCAGCACACGAUGGAAUGGUUGGGUCAGACAGUGGCAUAGCCUAUAUAACUGUAAGUAUCAAGGUACUAAGUGCACCAAUAACUUUUUUUCUGCUAUGCUACAGUAGU